This is a messenger RNA of Tupaia belangeri chinensis (Chinese tree shrew), 424 nucleotides long. RefSeq names its product adipogenesis regulatory factor (gene ADIRF). Gene Ontology annotation, cellular component: nucleus. The transcript has 3 exons. The coding region runs from base 92 to 322 and encodes 76 amino acids. Gene Ontology annotation, biological process: positive regulation of fat cell differentiation. Lineage: Eukaryota; Metazoa; Chordata; Mammalia; Scandentia; Tupaiidae. The record is from RefSeq and is a predicted model, not a curated record.
GGGCGCCUUAAAAACUCCCACGGCCCUGGCCCCGCAGGACUCAGCGACUACCACUGCCCUAGCCUUGACGAUUGUGCAGGCCCCCACAGCCAUGGCAAGCAAGGGCUUGCAGGAUCUGAAGCAGCAGGUGGAGGCGACUGCUCAGGAAGCGGCGACAGCAGCAGGAGCUGCAGCCCAGCAAGUGGUGGACCAGGCCGCAGCCGCGGGACAGAAAGCCAUGGACCAGGUGGCCAAGUCCACCCAGGAAACCAUCGACAAGACUGCUAACCAGGCUUCGGAGUCCUUCUCAGGUUUUGGGAAAAAACUCGGCCUCCUGAAAUGACAAAGGGAGACACGAGUGACUGCCCCCCAGGUCCUGUCUAGCAAGACCUGACCCUGAGCUCUCCUCGGUGGCCCCUGCAUUAAAGCUGGUGUUUCCAAGCAG